AUGGUUGGCAUGGGCGCCUCGAGUGGCGUGUCGCGCGAGGUGGCGGCGAGCCGUAAGCCUGAUGGCGGCUCGACGAGAGGCGACGAAGCGAGCGGCGAAGCUGCUCGGCUCGAGCUCGAAGGCGACGGCGAUGGGGAGACGGCGCCGGAGGCGGCGUCUGGCUUAGCAGCGGCUGUGUCCUCGGCCGUGACGACAGCCUCGAGUGGCGUGUCGCGCGAGGUGGCGGCGAGCCGUAAGCCUGAUGGCGGCUCGACGAGAGGCGACGAAGCGAGCCGUAAGCCUGAUGGCGGCUCGACGAGAGGCGACGAAGCGAGCGGCGAAGCUGCUCGGCUCGAGCUCGAAGGCGACGGCGAUGGGGAGACGGCGCCGGAGGCGGCGUCUGGCUUAGCAGCGGCUGUGUCCUCGGCCGCGACGACAGCCUCGAGUGGCGUGUCGCGCGAGGCGGCGAGCUGA
This is a messenger RNA of Emiliania huxleyi CCMP1516, 453 nucleotides long. RefSeq lists its product as hypothetical. NCBI's taxonomy places the organism in Eukaryota, Haptophyta, Isochrysidales, Noelaerhabdaceae. The coding region runs from base 1 to 453 and encodes 150 amino acids. The record is from RefSeq and is a predicted model, not a curated record. The transcript has 2 exons.